Colletotrichum chrysophilum is the source of this 1542-nucleotide messenger RNA. RefSeq lists its product as uncharacterized. Gene Ontology annotation, cellular component: membrane. The coding region runs from base 1 to 1542 and encodes 513 amino acids. Gene Ontology annotation, biological process: carbohydrate transport; transmembrane transport. Gene Ontology annotation, molecular function: carbohydrate:proton symporter activity. The record is from RefSeq and is a predicted model, not a curated record. Lineage: Eukaryota; Fungi; Ascomycota; Sordariomycetes; Glomerellales; Glomerellaceae. The transcript has 5 exons.
AUGUUGGCCCGGAUCAAGAAUGAUCCCCUCUACCAGGACCUCAACUGGCGCCUGAUGCUCAUCGGCUGCGUCGCCAACCUCGGCGCGAUGGGCUUCGGCUUCGACAAUGGCUGGUGGGGAGGUGCGCUCGGCCUAUCGCAGUUCCAAAAGAAGUAUGGCGAAUAUGACGACGCUCUCGGCCGGUACGCGAUCCCCGCUACGAAGACGUCUGUCGGAACGGGAACGGGCUCGGCUGGUAUCAUCAUCGGAUGCAUCCUCGCGCCCUUUGUCACUUCGAGGUUCGGUCGCAAGAAGUCCUUCUUGGUCAUCUCUGCUCUGAUGGGCACCGGCGUUGUGCUUGAGUCGUCUGCAGUUACGUCCUUCUGGCAAUUGGUGGUUGGGAGAAUUAUGGUCUAUGCGGGCAUGGGACUGGCAUCGAACCUGACGCCCAUGUACCUGUCUGAGUGCUCUCCUCCGAGGAUUCGAGGUGCCUUUCUGGCACUCUACAGCUUCUUCCUCUCUUUCGGUGUCUUCAUGGCUGCGAUUGCAGUCUAUUUGUCGCGCACUAGGAAUGAUCAAUGGCAGUACCUAAUUGUGAUCUUGUGCCAGCUCUUCGUCCCAUUGGGCUACGUCGUCAUGUACCCAUUGAUGCCGGAAUCUCCCCGGUACCUCAUCUACCGCGGAAAAUACGAAGAAGCUGAGGAGGUUCUCAAGAAGCUUUCGAACCACCCCGAGACGAUCGCACAAGAGGUCCAGCUCCUCAAAAUCCAAGUCGAGGAGCAGCGCGAGCUGCACAAGGCCACAUCUCUGAAGGACUGCUUUAAGGGCGUAAAUCUGCGUCGUACAAUCAUUGCUAUGAGCGUGCAGAUUCUCCAGCAGGCGCAGGGUGUCUCGUUCAUCCAGAACUUCAUCGUCACCUUCAUGCAGCAGCUUGGAUUCCCCGACUCCCUGCGAACGAACGUCAUGGUCACCGGAUGCGGUUUCGCGGUGCACUUCAUUACAUUCUUGACUUUUGAUAAGCUUGGUCGUCGACGAUCGCUCUCUCUGGGCGCGGUGCUGCUUGCUGGCAUGAUGCUUGGUACCGGCGCCGCGACUGCGACCGGGUCUGCGGGCCACUACUCUUCGGCGGUUGCCAAUGCUGCCGCUGCUCUCCUUAUUCUCUGGUACUCGAUCUACGGAAUAACGUGGGGCCCCGGAUGCUGGGUUGUCGCAGGAGAGAUCGGCACCGGCCAGCUUAGAGAAAAGACUCUGUUCCUCGCGUCUAUGGGCAGUUUCCUCACGUCGGUACCGAUCAACUUCGUCAACCCCUACGUUCAGGCCAAGCUUGGCGGCGGUGUCACAUUCAUUUACGGUGCCUUCUCGGUUGUCGCAGCCAUCUGGGUGUUCCUGAUGGUCCCCGAGACGAAGAACCGCUCGCUGGAGGAGCUUGACGAGAUGUUCCAGGCCAAUGUGAAGACCAGGGAGUUCAAGAAGUACGUGUCGACUGGCUUGGGUGCCCAGAUCACCAUGGCGGAGGAUAAAGGUGCCAAGAAGAUGGAGCUUGAGCAGGAGGAGGAUGCGUGA